Aptenodytes forsteri (emperor penguin) is the source of this 1904-nucleotide messenger RNA. RefSeq names its product zinc finger protein 239. Gene Ontology annotation, molecular function: DNA-binding transcription factor activity, RNA polymerase II-specific; RNA polymerase II cis-regulatory region sequence-specific DNA binding. Gene Ontology annotation, biological process: regulation of transcription by RNA polymerase II. The transcript is spliced from 2 exons. Lineage: Eukaryota; Metazoa; Chordata; Aves; Sphenisciformes; Spheniscidae. The coding region runs from base 1 to 1071 and encodes 356 amino acids. The record is from RefSeq and is a predicted model, not a curated record.
AUGGUGCUGCUUAUUUCACACAGCAAAGCCAAGGCGCAUGCGCGCGGACCACGGAAAAAAACCGCCGAGGCAGAGCGGCCCCACGGGUGCGAGCAGUGCGGGAAGGCAUUCGCGCAGGCCGGCGCCCUGGCCAAGCACCGCCGGGUCCACACCGGGGAGAAGCCCUACCGCUGCCCGGUCUGCACCAAGGCCUUCGCCCUCUCCUCGGGGCUGGUCCUCCACAAGCGCACCCACACCGGGGAGCGGCCCCAUGCCUGCCUGCUCUGCGGCAAGGCCUUCAUCUCCUCGUCGCACCUCGCCCUCCACCUCCGCUCCCACACGGGCGAGCGGAAGUACCAGUGCCCCAUCUGCGGGAAGCUCUUCCUCCAGUCCUCUCACCUGGUGCGCCACAAGGCCAUCCACACCGGCGAGAGGCCCUUCAAGUGCGAGGACUGCGGCAAGCUCUUCGGGCGCGCCUCGCACCUCGAGACCCACCGCCGCGUGCAUACAGGCGAGAGGCCUUUCAAGUGCCUGCAGUGCGAGAAGGCCUUCACACAGAAGGCUGGGCUGGUCCUCCACAUCCGCCUGCACACUGGGGAACGGCCGUACAAGUGCGACAAGUGUGGGAAGAACUUCCGCUCCUCUGCCCACCUCAUGUCACACCAGCUUCUUGAGUCAGGCGAGAGGAACUUCAAGUGCUCCACCUGUGGGAAGGCCUUCAAGCAGGCGUCGUCCCUCAAGCAGCACCUGAAGACCCACGAGGCACGCGAGCCUCACCACUGCUCAGUCUGCAGCAGAGCCUUUUCCAGGUCCUCUUACCUCCAGCUUCACAUGAGAACACACAGUGGGGAGCGGCCGUACCACUGUUUGCUUUGCAACCGGACAUAUGCCAAAAUUUCCACCUUUGAAAAACAUUGUAAAAAGCACCAGCAGGAUGAAGAGAGGCCUGAUGCUGGACCCAGGUCGAUGACUACCAGGGCAAAAGCACUGGCUGAAAAGAAAAAGCAGGAGCAGAAAUGGCAACACCAAGAUGACAGCCUCGAGCAACCUCACCAGGCUGACCCAAAGCAGCAGCAGGUGGAAAGGCUGUAAAGGUCACUAAAACAAGAACUGUUUCUGGCCCUCUGCAACAUGGCGCAUGGGAGCUAGAGUGUCUGGUUUAAUAUUUAUUAAAAGAAGAUGACAUGCUGCACCAGCAUUACUCCAGAGCGUGUUUCCAAAUGGAAUUCUUCCUCUGACACAAGGUUCAAUUAAAACAGUUCUCUGGGGUGCAGCAGAUACGUAAAAGUCUGCUGAGGCUCCCCGCAGUCAGUGUAGCGUGGUUACAGUUACAGGCCCGUUCACGGGCCCCGGUGGUUUUGUUUCAGGUCAGCAGCAUUUUCUAACAUAGACUUCCAGGUGUUCCUGACCAAAGCACCUGCUUUUACCCAGGUUGAAUAGGGGGAUGCUUCUUUGUAUGCGGAAAUAAAUUAAGUUGUAGUCUCUUAAACAAAGGCAAAGGUUUCGUUUGAAGAGGCAAGAGAGGCGGCACACCUACAGAAAACAAAUUUGUACCAACAGUGGGUUUAGGAAGCAACCAGAAAUUUAUCCUGCAAAACGUGAUUUGUUUUUAAAAGUCCAGUACAGAGCAAGAAGAUAGCAUCUUUGAGCCUUUUCUGUUUUUCUCCCUGUUAAUUACAACAAGGCAUUGUACUUAGCAUCCAGAUAAUGCUGUGUAUGAAGUGCGUUUAAAGCACGGCAGGUUUUAUCUCAAGCAUGGUUAAGCAACUUAACUCAUCUUUCUCAAAACUAAUGAAGACAGGUGUCAAAAAUCUGUAAUUCAUCUUAAAUUGAAUGAGUCUGACAUUUGAAAUACCAUCUUGUAGUAAAGGUACAAGAAUGAUUUUUUUUUUUUUUUUUUUUUUUUUUUUUUUUUUUUUUUACCC